This is a messenger RNA of Didymella exigua CBS 183.55, 1319 nucleotides long. RefSeq names its product carbohydrate esterase family 16 protein. Gene Ontology annotation, molecular function: hydrolase activity, acting on ester bonds. The transcript is spliced from 3 exons. The record is from RefSeq and is a predicted model, not a curated record. Bases 177 to 1253 code for a protein of 358 amino acids. Lineage: Eukaryota; Fungi; Ascomycota; Dothideomycetes; Pleosporales; Didymellaceae.
ACGAUACCAGCCCUAGUCGACUGUAGAUUACCUGCUAACAGCCUCGGGAUAUGUGCCGGCGGAAACAAAGUCUGGCGGCCCCGUGUCAAAUUUGUUAGUGGCCGUGAUGGCUGCAGUAUAAAUACCCGUAGGUUUAGACACCAAAGCCUAGAGUGUGGCAAUUGUUCCUCCUCAACAUGGUCUAUACGAUCUUGCUUCAACUGCUCGCCGCCGCUGCAGCCUUCACUCCUAUACAAGCCGGACACUCAGGUCAGGUAUGGAAAGAGGGUAAAAUUAAGACUUUGGUCACCUUUGGGGAUUCGUAUACGGACGAGAACCGUCUUGGGUACUUCAUCCAAAACAAUGGCUCAGCACCCCCAGUAGGAUGGGAUCAGCCUGUUGGUCUAGCGACUGCCUCGGGUGGUCUUUCUUGGGCGCGCUAUGCCAGCAUUUACUCCUCAGCGAAGCUUUACAAUUACGCGGUCUCGGGCGCUGUGUGUUCUAACAAUAUCACUCCCCGCGCGCUAUCACCUACAUCUAACUUCCCAGACAUUGAAGGCUACGAAUUGCCCGCUUUCAUUGCAGACUCGAAGUACGUUUCGCCAUCCACAGGCAAGCCAUUCUUUACCGGCUCACAAGAUACGACUGCCUACGCAAUCUGGAUCGGUACCAACGAUUUGGGCAAUAAGGCAUUCAUCACCAACUCGCAGCGCCCCAAUAAGACUGUCUCGGACUAUAUCAACUGCGUCUACAAUACCGUCGAUGGCUUGUACAACAAUGGCGGCCGCUACUUUGUUCUCCUAAACCUGGCGCCCCUCGAACUCCUUCCUCAAUACCAGCUGCCCUCUCAAGGCGGCCUCACAGCAACCCAGUUCUGGCCUGCAGACGGCCGCAACCAAACCGAUGUGCACUACCGUAUGCAGAAUACCGUCGCAGCUUUGAAUAUCGUGUACGAGUACCGCACGCCCUUUGCCGCUCUCGUCUCGAAGAAGUACCCGGACGCUCAUUUUGCUAGCUACAACGUCAACGGUCUUAUGACUGACAUUCACUCCAAUCCUUCCCAGUACCUCAAUGGUACUGCGCCGCUCAAUGUGACCGGAACGAGCAAGACGUGUGCAACGGUCACCGGACAGAAUUGCACGUUGAAUGCGAGCCCUGAUAGCUUCGAGUGGUUCGAUGCUCUUCAUCCAAGCGAGCAGACAAGCAGGGUUGUGGCGAGAGAGUUUGUGAAUGUUAUAAGCGGAAAAGGGAAGUGGGGAACGUACUGGAGCUGAAUUUGCCAGGAGCAUAUGGCGGUCAAUAAGCCAUCGGUAAUGAUCGUCUCUGGAGGCCACAAAUUG